Messenger RNA from Dendronephthya gigantea, 707 nucleotides. RefSeq lists its product as uncharacterized. The transcript has a single exon. NCBI's taxonomy places the organism in Eukaryota, Metazoa, Cnidaria, Anthozoa, Malacalcyonacea, Nephtheidae. The record is from RefSeq and is a predicted model, not a curated record. Bases 17 to 565 code for a protein of 182 amino acids.
UUUCGUCAGUACAGAAAUGGAAAACGCAGAUCGCAAGGAGACUGAUGUUUACAAUGAUUCUUCUGUAGUCUUCCCAAAACUGGAUCCUCGCCCAACACCAGCGAGUGAUUCCUUUCCUUUUCUUUUAACCAAACCAAAAAUUUUACGCAAAAAGGAUUCAGAGAUCAAGCGUUACAAGGAACUUGUGACGAAAAAAAGUAUCGACUGUGCUAAUGCUAUCUCUGGUGAACAGUUGUCCAUCGCAAGAGAGGCGCAACUCAGAAGAAAAGUUCGUGAGUUAAAAACUCAAAACAGGAAUGACAUGAAAGUUGAGAAGUUAAGGAGCAAGGAAAUUUUCUUGAACGAGACAGAGCAGCUGAGGUGGCAGAAAGACGAAGCUCUUGGGAUAGUUGAAACAAAGGAUGCAGUGAUAAGAAAAUUAAGAAUGAGAGUUAGACAAAUGGAAGUGAUUGAGAAACAAAAGGAAAAGGAUAUAAAACAGAUGAAGCUUGAAUUGGAAAUGAAGAACGUAGCUUUGAAGACUUUACUUAGAAAAUUAGUGCUAGCAAAGUUUACUAAGAAAUAAUUGAUGGCAAACUACAUUAAGCUGUUCAUGAAGCUACAGCAUUUCCGAAAUCACUUUAAGUGCUUACAAAUAGCAACAAUAGCUUGACUUAUCAUCUGAGCCAUUCAGUUUAUCAAAUAUAUAGAGGUCUUCCUUAUCUGAG